Anoplopoma fimbria (sablefish) is the source of this 4249-nucleotide messenger RNA. It is a transcript of the gene ciita, whose product is annotated as class II, major histocompatibility complex, transactivator. Gene Ontology annotation, molecular function: protein binding. Gene Ontology annotation, biological process: positive regulation of MHC class II biosynthetic process; positive regulation of MHC class I biosynthetic process; positive regulation of transcription by RNA polymerase II. The record is from RefSeq and is a predicted model, not a curated record. Lineage: Eukaryota; Metazoa; Chordata; Actinopteri; Perciformes; Anoplopomatidae.
AGAGAACACACAAAAUCUGGGAGUUUAUCAAACAGGUUGGGGGAAAAAACAAAACAGCUUUACAGCAGGAGAUCAGCGGACCUGAGCAUCAUCCAGUGAGGCCGGACAGGCAGGUAUAAAGAUGCAGGAUGUGGAUCAGGACCCGUUUAUCUGUCCUUUCUUGGGAGAUCUACCAGAUGAUUUAUCUGAAUUCUUGAAUGAUGAAUACCUGGGGAAGUUUUUGGUUCCUGACCUAGACACAGAUGUGCUCUUUGAUGAUCCAUGUUUGAAUUGUGAUGACGAACUCAGCACCUGCAGUGCUCUACCCAUGCCAACAGAGCUGUUCGGCCCAGACAGCCACCAGCAGGAACAGGAGGACAAAAAAACAGGCAAAACAAAUAACAGGAGAAAAAGACCCAGAGUUGCACGGUCACAACAUUGCACUGAUGAGAACACACCGUCACGGCCAAAAAGACAAAGAGCAGCAGGUCGAACAAAAACCAAAGUUGCACACUCUGAGCCAUCUGUCACUCAAGGAACUGACUCAGGGUCAGAGCCGAGUGCAGCAGAGAAGGUAGGCGUCUCCACCUCUCCACCAAGAAUCCUUCAUCUCCAUCCCUCCAUUCAGUUUGUCACCAUCCCAGAAACUCAACAAUAUAAGGUUGUUCACACACUGAGGCUCUCUCAUCCGGUUAUCGGAGUCCCACUCCCCAAUACAGCUGCUUCACCUACUUUCAUAUUAGUUCCCGCUGACUCGCCAUCCUUCCAACGGCGAGUGCCACCGCUCUCCCCAAUGGACGGAGCAGUAGCGCCAGUCCAAAUGAGUUCACCCCCACCUGGAUCUCUGUCAGACACCGCUAGCAAAGCCAUGUCUCCCAGUUGCGUCUCACCCCUCUCCCCCAACAAAGAGAUGUCUCCAUGUAAGGAAUCACCGCUUCCUCAGUCUCCCACUGUCGUCGAAAUUCCACAUGUUGUACAAGACUACAUUCAGGAAGCAAAAGCAUACAUGAGUCACACCUGCCAGGAUAUGGAGGCAGGCCUUAGUUUGACUUCUCAUUACGUAGAUGUGAAAGUGAGCCAGAGAGAGAUUCUUCGCUCUGGAAAAAACACCAACAAAGUCCUGGACAAGGAACUAGUCAUUACGGGGGAUACAGAUCGGCAAAACAGCUUGUUGGGGCUCAGUCAGAUAUUCGAGGGCUCAAAUGGAGACAAACCAAAAAGCUACAUAUUGCUACUCGGCAACGCUGGCAUGGGAAAAACCACCCUGAUCAGAAAACUGUGUCUUGACUGGUCCAGAAACUGCCUCCCACAGUUCGACUUUGUCUUCUUUUUAGACGGCAAAACCCUCUCUUUAUCAGAGGCGACCUAUAGCCUUCAGACCCUUCUAUUAAACUUCUCCUCUUUUGCUCCUUCCUGCAUGGACCCAGAGGCAGUUUAUGCUCAAAUUCUCGCAGCCCCUAAGCGUGUGCUCAUCAUUUUUGAUGGGUUUGACGGGUUGCGGGACUAUGAAAUUCUGCUCCAGACUCAAGAAAAGGACUUGAUAACGUCAUUGCACAAAGACAGUAAAGCACAAACCUACACAGUAAGACAGUUAUAUUCUGCCAUCCUUCAGCGGUUCCUCCUUCCAGGCUGCACUCUUCUGCUCUCCACUCGACCAAGAGGCACUGCCAUUCAGCUACUCAAGCGGACGGACAGUCUAUUGGAGGUGUGUGGAUUCACCCCUACACAAGUAGAGACAUAUUUGUCCCAGUACUUCACUGAUCCUGACCUCAGAGCACCUGCUUUGAACUGUUUAAAAAACUGCAGCUAUCUACAACUCCUCUGUUGGAACCCUGGACUAUGUCAGUUGGUCUGCUUGGUUUUAGAACAGUGCAAAAGUUUGGAGGACCUACCGAGAACUUUAACAGGGCUCUGUCAUCAAGUGCUUCGCCUGGAACUGGAAAAGGAGAGUAGGAGCACACACUCCGAGGCGGAAACUCAAUCAGAAGAAUCUGUGCAAUCAGUAGCAAAACCGCAUUCAAGUUCUCAAGGGAAUAGGCGUCGCAAAAACACUCAGACAAAGGCCAGAGCUCUGGUUCGCACUCGCUCUCAUAUGCAAAUCGAUAAAGAGGACGAUGACUUUAUUAGGGAGGGGAUGAAGAGUGUUGGCGGGGAAGUACAUAGAACAGAUGGAGAGCUGUUGUCCCAGCUGAGUUCUCUGGCCUGGAAGGGCAUCAAAGCAAACUCCUCAAUCCUCCCCACUGGACGGACCAUAUCUGCCAAACUCCAGGCGUUCGGACAAAGGACGGGGCUUUUCUUCUUUUACAGCCUGAGGACCAGGCAGGUCGUCUCAGGGGAGGAGAGAGAGGGAGUAGAAAGAGAGGACAGAGAAGAAGUGGGAACACGAAAGAAUGGAGAAAAGUUGGAAAAGGGCGGGACGUCUGCGGAAAGCACUGAUACAAGUGAUGACCUUAUCUUGUUGUGGGCCAACCCUUUCCUUCAGAGUUACCUGGCAGCGGUUCAUCUGUCUCUGUCAAGGACCGUAACAGACCGGGCCUUCAUCCAGACCCUCCCUUUCCAAUCUUGCCAGAAGGGACGUCGGCGGCCUCAGAGGGAGGAGCUCGAGCUCACUCAGCGAUUUGCUGUCGGGCUCCUGUUCCAUGACAGGAGAGAGCUGCAGAGGCUUCACUCAUACACAGAGACAUCCUUCAGAGAGAUGGUGGCCGCCAAGCAGGCUUUAGUAACAAAACACAUUGAGGGUCUUUCCGAUGGUGACCUGAGCCCUGCCCAGGUCCUGGAGGCUUGUCACUAUGUUUAUGAGGCGAGUUCCACGCAUGGCCUUGGCAGCAGAGACAGUGGCAGCACGCGAUUAGUCGCUCACUUGGCAGAAGUUCUUCCAAAAGACCUGACAUUUCAUGGAGUUCCACUCAGACCGUCGGACGUGUUCGCUGUGCAGAACGUUCUCGAAAGGGGUGGAACUAAAGGAAAGAGGUUCUGUUUGGAUCUGGAGGAUUCUGGGAUACAGAUUGCAGGACUCAGAGCUCUGGUGGGGCUCAACAACAUCAACACAUAUAGGGCAUGCAUUGCUGAUGUAAUCACCUUAUGGGAGCAGCUUGAGCGGAGUGGCGAAGAAGUGCUCCUACAAGAGACGGUGUCCAAAUUCAAGAUCAAUCCUCUGAAGGCCACACAGGUGUGUCACAUAGAGCACCUGGCAAAGCUGGUGAACAUUCAUACGCACAAGAGGCUGUCGGACAGUUCCAGCCAAUCAGAUUCCAUCCUGGCAGAGGGAGUACCAGCUGUCAAAGAGCUGCACCAGCUGGAGUUCGAGCUUGGUCCAGAAAAAGGUCCCCUGGCUCUUCCCAAGCUUUGGGAGCUCCUGCCAGGUCUACAUAACCUACAGCACUUAGAUCUAGAGAACAGCAAGAUAGGGGACCAAGGAGCAGAGAAAUUGGCCGAUGCUUUGGUCUCACUUGGUUCCCUGGAGAAACUCAAUCUCUCACAGAAUUGUAUAGGAGACCAGGGGGUUAAGAAACUAGCAACCACGCUGAGGGAACUGCCCAAACUGCACAGUUUAAGUCUCUACAGUAACGAGAUUUCUGAUGAAGGGGCGGAGAGUUUAGCAGCUGUCCUUCCGCAUGUGGCUUCGCUCACUGACUUGGACGUAAAGUAUAAUAAGCUAACAGACGUUGGAGCACGGAGCUUGGGAGCCAGUCUGAGUAACUGUAAAAAAAUGAAGACACUGAGGAUGUGGAACCAGUGUAUUCCAUACGGAGUGCUUGAGAGGCUUCAGCAGCAGGACCACCGGAUCCUUUGGCAGUAGAACGAUAUGAAACCUGGACGUGGACUUCUUAUCGUGCAUCUCAUGCAUACAUGUUUACACUACACAAAACUUUUUCUAAAGCAUGUAUGCUUAAGAAACAGUAACUGGAACAAAUAAAGAUAAUAAGAGAGAGAGAGAACACACUAAAACAAAAAUGGUCAAAUUCUCUGCUGCUUUAUUCAUGAGUUCAUUUUGACAGAUUCAGUCAAAGAUUCCACUUAGUGCUACGAGGGAAUAAUUCAGCAUUACACAGUACUGCUUGUGUGUACCGUAAUGCUUGGUAGAAAUUCAAGAAGCACAUUUGCACUGUAAUACUUGUCUGUAUGCAAUUAUAGAUCGGUUUUCUGUCUUAGAGGCAUACUAUUUGAUGUGUGACAUUAACAGUAUUUUUAUUUGCACUCCUAUGGCUGUAAAUGAGACAUCGCUUAACAAUCACAUGGUACUUUAAUAUAAAUAAAAUGUUUCAUGUUG